UGUAAGUUGACCAUAUAAAACUUGAGCAUGAUCAUUUCAAACUAAAGUAUAGGUAGGUUAUAUGCAUUUGUUAUAUUGUAGUUAAUAUAUUUUAAAUAUUACAUAACUCAAGUGAUUCACGUUUUCGUAAAAAUAAAAUUCAAAUUCAUUAUUGGGUCGUACUCGUCCGUAAUAAGCUACGUUAAAUAUGAUGUAUUUUUAGGUUCAUUUAAUGACAUUAAGUUUAAUUUUCAUUAAGUAAAACUCAUUAAUUUAAGUGGAAAAAACAAUCAUUAAAAUAGGUAGGUUCAUUUAAUAACAUUAAUUUUAAAUUUGAUUAAGGAAAACUCAUUAAUUUAACUGGAAAAGACAAACAUUAAAAUAUGUAGUUUAAUUUAAUUUUCAGUGACAUGGAAGUGUAAAUAAGUUAGAAAACUUAAGGGUUUUUUUUAAUGGCUACUUCUCUUUUAAUAAUAUAGAUGCUUAAAAUUUUCAAUACCAAAUUAACGGUCCCUUUAUGACGUUAAAAAAAGGAAAAAAAAAAACAAUUUCCUUUAUGUAAAAGGAAAACCAACCGUCUUAGAAAAUUACUUAUAUAUAUUUAUAUGAGUCAAUUGGCUCAUUAUACAAAAAAAAGAAUAUGAAUAUUAGCAAUCUACCUAUCACAUUAAAUUUUAGUAUCUAGCAAUCAAAGCACAAUUAUGUGGGAUUUUGGGUAUUUACCUAAUUAAGAACAAAGUUGUAUGUAUAGGAUGCAAUUUCUCUAUUUAUAUACCAACCGCCUCGCUCUUUGGGUUGUAUUAUUUUUCUCUCUCGGGUUUUUUGAGUGGGUCUUCGUCAAAAUGAGAGAUUUUUCACUUGGCAGGAAAGUUUCUUUUUGAUGGGUUUUCUUGUAUUCGUCUAAUUGCUGCAAAAAAAAUUUCUGAUUUUUGUGGCUUUGGACAGAACAACUUGUGUAGUUCGUGGACAGAUUCUCCAAACUUCUGUCUAAUCCUUUGCUUUGUAGCCGAAAGAAACUCUCUCUCAAAACAAACAAUGGAAUGCAACGAGGAAGAAGCUAGAAGAGCAAUGGGUAUUGCUGAGAAGAGACUCUUAGAGAAUGAUUACCACGGAGCCAAAACAUUCAUUAACCAGGCAAGGAGUUUGAAUCCAAAUCUUGAUGGUUUACAACAAGCCCUGAUUAUGAUCGAUGUUUAUAUCUCUGCAUCUACCAGGAGAGGAAGAGAAGCUGAUUGGUAUGAGAUUCUCGGUGUAGAUCGCUUAGCAGAUGACGAAACCGUCAAGAAACAGUACAAGAAGUUGGCUCUUUUGCUUCACCCGGACAAGAACAAGUUCAGCGGUGCAGAAGGCGCGUUUAAACUGGUUUUAGAAGCUUGGUCUGAUCAUCAAGGAAAACAUAAAAAGAGUGGAAUGCAGAAACCACCAAAGCCACACGAGCCAGCUCCAUCUAACAAGCCAAAGCCAAAGCCAAAGCCAAAGCCAAAGCCUAGGCAUGAGCCUGAACUAACGCCUAAGUUUGAACCUACUUUUUGGACAGUGUGCAGUAGAUGCAAGACGUAUUGUGAAUUCUUGAGGGCUGAUUACCUUAACAAAACAUUGUCUUGUCCAAAUUGCUGCCGGAGAUUCAUUGCAGUCGAGGCUAUUCCAGAGAUCAUUAAUGGUAGGCCUGUCAUCAGAUUGAGUCCCUCUCAGGAAACGUUUUCUUCAACUUGGGCAUAUGAUAGCAGAAAAAAGUCCACGAGUCAAACACACAAGAGAUUGAAAAGAUGGUUUGAGCCUAAGCUUGAGUCUGAUUCUGUGCCAAGAGAGGAGAAAGUUCGUAACUUUACGUUUUGGACAGUGUGCAAUAGAUGCAAGACGUAUUGUAGAUUUGCCAGGUCUAGUUAUGUUAACAAGAUCUUGCCUUGUCCAAACUGUCGUGAAGAUUUCGUUGCGAAUGAGAUCAUUCCAGAGGUAGUCAAUGGGAGUCCUGUCAUCAAAUUGACUCCACAUUUUCGACCAACAUGCAAAAGCACAAGUGGUGCUUCUUCUUUUACAAGAGCGUCACCAUCUUCUGGUAGCGCAAAAGCUGCAAAUAGUGGACAAGAAUCAGUGAAAUAUUGGUUUGGGGAGUCAUAAGAAUGUUUCUGCUGCUAGAGAGGCUUUGCAAGAAACGAUGGCAGCAACAAGUGCAAACUGUUCUCUUGAAACACAGGAUUUUCAAGAAACCAAAGAGAAGAAAAGCAACACCAUGUUUGUGGAAGUCUACUCCAAGUUCCAGCUUCUGCCAUUUUCUUACUACACCAACGAUCCGGAAAGCAUGACCCGCACAUGAAAAUCAUGUGAAAACUGUCUAGAAACGUUUAAACCUCUACCCUUGAUUGUAUUGACCUAGCCCAAACACACGUAAUGUCGAACAACCACAAUUUAAAUAGAGUGAUCAUCUAUUCUAUUAAAACACCUGUUUGGCCAAUUGAUAAAAGUUGGAUCCAACAACUAUUUUUAACGAUACAUACCUUUUUAAUGUGAUAAUUACUAUGCUUUUUUAAUUUUCAAAACUAGCCACCACGUCAUUUUCUUUUUCGAAAAUAACCACCACUCAAAACACUUGUUUGACCCACUACUUAUGUCGACUGUUUCCUAAUAAUAUGGAGCAUAUCUAUUUUUUCUCACUAUAUAUCCAACAAACAAAAACAUUCCAAGAAUCAAAUCAAUUAUUCUAAAUUCAAUUUCGAAAUUUGAUAACUAAUUCCGUAAUCCCGUAAAAUAUGCCCUCAUCUUAACAAAUACCGUUUUCAUCGCCAUCCUCUCUUUAUAAACAUCGUUCCUACCAUCUACGCUUAACACACUUCUUUAAAGCUUAAUUGACAAUCCAAAUCUAAUUCAGAAAGUACUUUAGGCAUGGAACUCACGGCUUUGGCUGACAUCAAACCAUUCAAAUCAGAAUGGCGUAUUCAAGUUAAGGUGCUCCAUACCUGGAAGCAUUACACAAAACUUUCAGGAGAAACAUUGGAAAUCAUUAUGUCUGAUGCUCAUGUAAGUCUCAUAACUUAGUUUACCUUUUGUCUAUUUUUUCCUCUUCAUUUUUAACUAAUAGAUAUAUCCAAUUCUACUUUCUAAAUCGCUGCAAUUUGUUAUUUUUAAGGGAACAAAAAUUCUUGCUUCCUGUAAGAAGACAUACUUUGAGAAGUUUGCAAAAAAGUACCUGUUGGAACGUGGAGAAACAUUGAAAAUUUCUCCAUCAAUGGCCCCGAUGUUUCCUACAGGCCUACCAAUCAUCAAUACAAGAUCAAUUUCAUCUAUGGAACUGAUAUCACUCCGUCAACCCUGCAAAACGACAGCAUGUUUCUCAGUUUGGUUGAUUUCCAGACUAUUCAAUAGGGAGUAGAAGAUGAAAACAUCUUAAUUGGUAACUAUUGAUAUUUUAAGUUUGAUAAAUACAUUUUGUUAAUUAAUUUUGAUCUAUUUCAGAUGUUAUUGGAGAAGUGACGGAUUUGGGACCUCUUGACACAGUUCUGUGUUCUGGUAAAGAAAGAAAGAAAAUUGAGUUCAGUUUGACAGACCUUCAGUAAGUCAUCCCAUUUGUUUUUUCCUUAUAUCAUAUUACUAAAACUAAUAGUUUGACAUUUUUAUUUUGACAGAGGCCGUAGGAUUGCUUGCUGUCUAUGGGGAAAAUUUGCUGAAAGCAUUCAAGCUAAUUGCAAAGCAGUUGGUGAAGAUACUGUUAUCUGUCUCUUACGUUUUGUGAAAGUCGGCACCUAUAGAGGUAAUCCUCUAUUAUCACUUAUCACUUAUCAUAUCAUAGUACCUUUAAGCAUGGAACUCACAAAAUUGUUUGUUUAUUUAUGUCAGAUGAGGUUCAAAUUUCAAAUUCAUAUGAUGCUUCUCAAAUCUUUUUCAACCCGCCAAUAAUGGAUACUGAGGUCUUUUUGAAAAGGUAUUUAAAUUGUUUAUAAAAUGAAAAGCUAUACCUAUGUUUAUUAAAAUAAAUUUAUUGGGGCUGACUUUAAUAGGGAUGUUGCAUCCAAUGCUUUGACGUUGAUUGAAUCCGAACAAGACAAACUUGAAAGAGAGAUUAGAAGCGAUAAAUGGAUGCAAUACCCAAUCAGAGACAUUGCAGAGCUACUAUCUUCAACUCAGGUAAUAGUUUUGAUGCAAAUUAUAUUCUAACAGUAUCAAUGCUUAAAGGACUACCUUUACUUUUAUAAAUGUAGAUUGAGCAAUGCAAAAUCAUUGCCACAAUUUAUGCAAUUGACAAGGAUUGGGGAUGGUACUAUUUUGGAUGCAAAGCUUGCAACAAAAAGGUCAACAAGAUUUCAACAAAAGUUCAAAUCGUCAAGGGGAAUGAGAUAACAACUCAUUUGUGGUGGUGUGAAAAGUGUGAUGAUAAAGUCACUAAAGUCUUGCCAAAGUAAUACAUUUGUUAAGCGAGUUUUGUUGUCUAUAUUUUAAUUUCAUAAGUUGCUAAUUUAAAAUAUGUGAUGCAGGUUCAGGAUUCAUAUAUGGGUGAAAGAUGGUACUGGAGAAGCUUACCUAAUGUUACUUGACUGGAUUGCAGUUGGAGUUAUUCCUGAAACUGCUGCUGCCUUGCUCAACGGUUCAUUUGAGGAGGUUAUAACCUGUAUUUCACAACUUCAUUAUACACUUUCAGAAUAUAUAACUUCUAACAUAUACUGAAUAUUACAGCUACAAGAUAUUGAAUCUUUUCCUGAGGCCAUUACUGAUUUGGUUGGAAAGACUUUCAUGUUUGGUAUUUACAUUGAGAGUAACAAUGUUGCUAGCAAAGGUGGGAUGUAUAAAGUUGGUAAAGUAUGGAAAGAUCUAAGUAUGCUACUGACUGGUGGUAGCACCACUGAGUCAUGGACUCAGUCUGAUGUGGGAACUACUAAUUUAAGUGGUUCACAGGUAUGGAUUUGUAUUUUUAGAUUUUUAGAAUUUUAACUGAAUGUAUACGACUGCACCAGAUUCAUAUGUAAAUUGUUUGUACAGGGUUCACUUUUAGUUAUCGAAAGUCAGGCAAACGAAGACACUGUGGUAACCCCAUCAUCUAAACGCAAACAACAAUCCAAUGAAGGUGAACCUGACAUAAGUUCUACAACAAAGAAGCAAUGCGCUAGAGUUUUUGUGAAGAAAGAAAAGACCACUAAAGAGGACUCAAGCUCCAAAAAAGUGGCUAAUGAAGAAACCAAAGUGGUUCUUUGUUUGUUUUCUGUUUAUGUUUUCACAAUAAGUGCUUAUUUGCAGAUUUGUUUCAGUUAUUUAAAGUUUAAUUUGUAAUAAAGAUUUCCAAUAUUUGCGUUCCUUUGCUAGAUUAUUUUUCAAUUUGCAGUACUUACAAUUGAGACUUACAUUUUAUUAUAAGAAAAUACUUGAUUACUAUUUUUGAUAUACUGAUUCAAGGAAUCUGCUCACAUUACAUACAUCAUACUUUGUUUUUAUCUACUCUAACUAAUGUUUUAAAAUAGAGAUUUUUAAAUUUAUAGAAAUUUCUUUGAAUUAAAACAAUAGGAAUGAUAUAUUGACCAAUCAGCUACAUGUUAUAGUACUCUGCCAUAUUAUAUAUGAAUUUAAAUAAGUGGUUUCAUGUUAAAUGUUUAUAUCUCCUUAUAUAAAGGAAACUAAAAAGUAUUAAAAUAAUUUAGUUAUCCAAUAAUAAGGGAGUUCAUUAGCUAACCCACGUUGUGUCUAAACAUAACCUUAACACCCAUCAUUACAGAACACCAUAGAUUACGAUAAAACACCAAUGGAAAACUAACUUCUCGAAAUGCAGUUACCAUUACAACAAACAUGAAGAACAAAGAAGACAAUACAAGGAAGAGAAGAACAAAUCAUCAACCUACAUGUCAAAGUCCAGCAGAUUCUAAAUUGACUGAUGGAACCAAAUCCGACUCUGCCUUUAGACAAGUGUUGGGAGAUGUUUCUAAUUUAAAGCCGAAUUUACAAAGUUCCGGGGGUUCUCAGCAUUUUACUCAACCAUCAACCUACUUCGGUUCAGGAAAUCCAUACUAUGGUGCUUUUUCUUUACCCAUGACAUUGUUAUCUGUUACUGUUUUUCUGUUUUCUACUCAGUGAAUCAAUAUAUGCAAUUCAUGCGUCUAUUAUGUUGUUGAUGCACCUACAGACAAAGCUAAAGGAAAGCAGCCUCAGUGUUCUAAGAGGAUUCGAGCAAAUGGUAAGUGGAUCAAUUAGAAACAUAUUACAGAUUUUGACCAGUUCUAUGUUUAAUAACUAACAUUGUUUUUUUGGUUAUUUUGUGAUUGCGAGGAGAUAAUAACAAUGACAGAGUUCAGUUAUCAAACAUCAUAUCAAGAAGAAGUACAUGUCUCAAAAUUCAGCCUAGGAAUCUUUUACCUGCCUUCUCCAAUUCAGACAGUGUCAAGCAACACAAUGAGAAAAUGUGGUCAACAUCUCAAGUGAACGAGUCAAAAAAAGAAGAUGACUUGGAAUCAUCUCUUGACCACAAUUUUACUGGUAGGCAUAAUUAUAUCUAUUCUAUUUUAUUCGCAGCCUUAAAUUUUAUAACACUGUUUUUUAUAUACAGAUGAAGGUGAAGAUUAUAGUGAUCAGAGUUAUGAUGAUGUUAGUAGUGAAGAGAGUGAUUCAUAUGAAGCAGUAUCUGAUAACACUGAAGAAAUAUCUGAUAUAAGUCCUGUACCAGAUGAACAAAGGGCUAGGAUUAUGACUAUGGCCGAUAUAUUUAAAACCAUGUUUGAGGGAGGUCAAUCAUCAUCUACUACACCUCUGCCUAAACUAAACAAGACUGGUAAUUGACACUUUUUCAUAUUUGUAACUCAAUAUCUAUUAUAUUUUCUUACCUUAACCAUCAGAAUUUAUGAAUUUCUUACAGAGUACUUAGAUGAGGGAGAUCCUACUUACAUGUGUGACUACUGUGGGGCGAAAAUGUGGUAUGGUGAACGCAUUGAAAAGAGAACCAAGACCAAGAAACCAAAAUUUUUUUUGUGUUGUGGACAAGGUCAAGUUCAGUUACCAUUACUAAAAGAAUCACCAGAGAUCUUGAAAAAAUUGUUACAUGGUGAUGAUGAGAUCAGCAAAUAUUUUCGGGAAAAUAUCAGGCAGCUCAAUAUGGUUUUUUCUUUUACAUCUCUUGGGGGUAAAGUGGAUAGAUGUCUUCCUCAAGGACGUGGACCAAAGAUGUUUCAACUUCAAGGAGAAAACUAUCAUCUAAUGGGUAGUUUAAAGCCACCAGCUGGAGAAGAAGCCAAGUUUUCUCAACUCUACAUUGUUGACAUCGAAAACGAAAUUGACAAAAGAGCUUCCAUUAUAGUGUAAAGUUAACUCAUUACUAACAACCAAAAUAUAAUAGAUUAUGACCCGCAUAUUGCAAUGGUAUUCUUAUAUUGUCAAACAUCUUACUUUUCAUGCAGGAAAUACAAGAAAAAGGCUGAUAAGGCAAAAAAAGAGAGUCUGAGAAAAAAAGUCAUUGAGAUGAUAGUUGAGAUGCUAGACCAAGUAAAUCCAUAUGUGCAUCAAUUCCGUUCAGCCAGAGAUAGGUUCAAUACUAACCCUGAGACUACUUUUCAUAUGAGGAUUGUUAGCAGUCGAGAAAAAGAUGGACGGACAUAUGAUACUCCUACUGCAUCUGAAGUUGCUGCACUGAUACCUGGGGAUUUCAAUUUGGAAAUGGAUAAAAGAGAUAUUGUUCUUGAAGAGAAGCAAACAAGCAAACAUGAUGGCUUAAACGGAUAAGUGAAAUACAUCCUUCCUAUCUUGCACUACAGUAUCCUCUUAUCUUUACAUAUGGCGAAGAUGGGUUCAGACUUGGGAUUGAAAAAAGAUCAACAGAGGCUACAUCUAAACUGAAGAGGAAAAAUAUCAGUAUGAGACAGUGGUAUGCAUAUCGGAUUCAGGAAAGAGACGGGGAAUGUCAUACACUUCUGCACUCUAAGCGGCUAUUCCAACAGUUUUGGUUGAUGCUUAUACAACUAUAGAAUCUAACCGGCUGUGCAUUUUGAGGAUGAACCAGAAAAGCCUUAGAUCAGAUAGCUUUGAUUCUAUUCAGCAGUCUGAAAACGAUGGGAAGACAGAUAUGAGUGAGCAAGGAAGCCGCUAUUUGUUACCAGCAACUUUCGUUGGAGGACCAAGAUACAUGAAAAAUAUGUAUUUGGAUGCAAUGGCGAUAUGCAAAUAUUUUGGGUUUCCCGAUCUGUUUAUAACUUUCACAUGCAAUCCUAAAUGGCCUGAAAUCACAAGAUAUGUUCAACCACGCAAACUCAGUCCUGACGACAGACCAGAAAUUCCAUGCAGAAUUUUUAAGUGUAAACUGGAUUCUAUUAUGAGUGAUUUAACAGAAAAAAGCUACUUGGAAAGACAGUCGCAUGUGAGUUUUUUUAAUGGUUGUUUUCGUCUGAUAUAGUAUGGUAUUAACUCAAAAUAGUAAUGUGUUUCUCUUUUUUAUGCAGCGAUGUACACAAUUGAGUUUCAGAAACGUGGUCUCCCACAUGCUCAUAUUCUCCUCUUCAUGCAUCCUAACUAUAAAUUUCCUAAACCCGAAGACAUUGACAAGAUUAUCUCAGCAGAAAUACCAGACAAGGAAAAGGAACCAGAGUUGUUUGAUGUGGUAAAAGAUAUGAUGAUUCAUGGUCCUUGUGGGGCACUUAACUGGAAUUCGCCAUGCAUGGAAAAUGGUAAAUGUUCAAAGCUUUAUCCAAAAGAUUUUGUGCAAACAACUUCAGUGAACCGAGAAGGUUUUCCAGUUUAUAGACGCCGUGAAGAGUCUGGUUGCUUUGUAGAGAAAAAUGGCUUCAAAUGCGAUAACAGAUAUGUGAUACCCUAUAACAAGAAAUUAUCUGUUCGUUAUCGAGCUCAUAUUAAUGUGGAAUGGUGUAAUCAGACUGGUUCUAUUAAAUACUUAUUUAAGUAUAUUAAUAAAGGCGCGGAUCGUUGUACUGUUACUGUUGAGCCACCCGAAAAAGGAGGAGCAAAGCGAAAGAAGUCAAACGAUGAAACUACUGGAGUUGAUAAAAAAAUGAGAUCAAAAACUUCUUCAACUGCAGGUAAAUUUUUUUUGAUGUUUGAUUAAAGAUUUUUUUACUUCUGAAUCAGAUCAGGUACAUUACUAAUUUCGAUUAUUAUUAUUUUAGGUAUGUUUCAGCCUGUGAAGGGGCAUGGAGGACUUUCAGUUUCCCUCUUCACUAUCGAUCAGUACCUGUUGAGCGAAUGCAGUGGCACCUACCAGGGAAGCAGAUCAUUAUUUUCAAAGAUGAUGACACUUAUGAGAAAGUGACCAAUCGUGAGCAGAUAGAAGAUACCAUGUUCACUGGAUGGUUUGAACUGAACAAGGUUAGUGCUGUGGCCAGAAGACUCACUCUAGCAGAAAUCCCAACAAUGUUCACUUGGAAUAAGAAGGAGAAAAAGUUCCACGACAGACAGAGAGGAUUCAGUAUUGGUAGGAUCAAUUAUGCCUCAAGGAAGAUUGAACAAGCUUUCUAUUUGCGUGUUCUGCUAAACAUAGUUAGAGGUCCAAGAAGUGAUGAGGAGAUUUGAACAUUUAACAAUGUUGUUUAUCCUACAUAUAAGGCAGCGUGUUUUGCAAGGGGCUUACUAGACGAUGAUCAAGAGUAUAUUGAUGACAUUUUGAGGACGAGUUUCACAGAAUCAGCUUCACAUUUGCGUCAUACUUUUGUUAUGAUGCUGAUGUCUGGUAGUUUGUCUGAGCCAGAAGUUGUUUGGGACAAUACAUGGGAGGUUCUAUGUGAUGAUAUUGAGUAUAAACGAAGAAAGUUACUAAACAGGCCAGGUACAAUAUAAUUUAUUUUUUAUGAUAUCAUAUUCUGAAAAAUUGAAGUUGAAAGUGUUAUAUUUUUUUUUUUGCAGAUCUCUGUUUAAGUGCCCAUGAAAAAAAACAGUUUGUUCUUCUUGAGAUCG
Molecule: messenger RNA, 9843 nt
Organism: Brassica napus (rape)
Lineage: Eukaryota; Viridiplantae; Streptophyta; Magnoliopsida; Brassicales; Brassicaceae
Exons: 2
Coding region: 1015-2097 (360 amino acids)
Source: RefSeq, a predicted model, not a curated record